Molecule: messenger RNA, 606 nt
Organism: Cannabis sativa
Lineage: Eukaryota; Viridiplantae; Streptophyta; Magnoliopsida; Rosales; Cannabaceae
Exons: 4
Coding region: 1-606 (201 amino acids)
Molecular function (GO): cysteine-type endopeptidase inhibitor activity
Source: RefSeq, a predicted model, not a curated record
AUGAAGAAGAAGAUAAUGAUGAUGAUGAUGAUGAUUAUGACUCAAGAUGAAAAUGAUUUUAUUAUCGUUGAAGAUGAAAGGAUAACCAAAUCAAGGGAAAAUAAAGCUAAAUUACCACCAAACACAAACUUUUCAUACUUAUUCGAUGAAGAUGAUGAAUUUGAACAAGAUUGGGCCAUUGUUCACAAACAACUCCUUCAAACUGAUGGUUUUCAUGUUGAUUAUCUUCCUAAUAAACACAAAAGGAACUGGUAUCAGAUAAUUAUGGGCAAUUCUUGUUGUAAAUAUACUAUUGAAGCAGCUAAUUUAGCAAUUGCAGAAUAUAACAAACUUGAGGGUGCUAAUUUAGAGCUUAGGGAGAUUAUAAAUGUGCUAAGUAAGAUGGUUGGAGGAUUAUAUUUUGCUCUUACGUUGCAAUGUACGGAUGGAAAGUACUACGAAGUUAAGGUGUUAAAAUUGGGUCCCAAAAUUGAUUUAGAAAUGUUUAGGCCUGCUAAACAUUAUCCAAGGCCAACAACUACAAAACCAACUACAUCAGAAGAAAAAGAAGAGGAAGAAGAAGCAGCCUCCGACCAGAACAAAGGCUGUGUUGGAAGCGUUUGUUAG